Molecule: messenger RNA, 1500 nt
Organism: Heteronotia binoei (common prickly gecko)
Lineage: Eukaryota; Metazoa; Chordata; Lepidosauria; Squamata; Gekkonidae
Gene: STX8
Product: syntaxin 8
Exons: 1
Coding region: 404-1150 (248 amino acids)
Biological process (GO): vesicle fusion; intracellular protein transport
Cellular component (GO): endomembrane system; SNARE complex
Molecular function (GO): SNARE binding; SNAP receptor activity
Source: RefSeq, a predicted model, not a curated record
AGAACACAGCACGCCUCUAUGUCUCCACCGCCCUCCCCUCGGUCCUUUUCUGUCACCAUUCCACCACGCCCCCUUUUCUACGUCACCGCUUGCUACUCCGCCCUCUGCCUCUCCACAGGGCCGUCAUCGAGCCGUUAAAAAAGGAGCGCGCGGGCGAAGAAACCGCCAAUACGAAGGUCUCGCUCCUGCUACCAUGGUAACACAUAGCCUUAGAGAGAAGAGCGCCGCCGGGCGGCCUUGAAGCUUCUGGUAGGAGCGGAAAAGCCGCUGCUAGGGACGCUCCAGGGCCUACGUCUCUAUGGCUCCCUUAGCAACGCAGAGCCCUAGAGAUAAGAGCACGGCCUUGAAGCUUCCGGUAGGAGCGGAAAUCCGCUGCUAGGGACGCUCUAGGGCCUGCGUCUCUAUGGUGAAACCGUCGAGUUGCCCGCAGGCAGCAAUGGCUCCGGACCGGUGGUUGUCGCUCUAUGAUUGCACUUGCCUGAUGGCCCAAGAAAUUGCUGAAAAAAUCCAAGAACGCAACAGAUGCCAAAGGAAUGGGGAAAGUACAGCCAAGCUCAGUGCUGCCAUCAGGUCACUGCUGCAGAAUCUCCAAGAAAAGGUCCAUCACCUGAAGGAGCUGCUGUUGAGCUCUGUCUCAACACGUCAGAUAACACAACACGAAGGAGACAGACGGCAGAACUUAUUGGAUGAUCUUCUGACGCGCCAUGGACGACUCCAGGCGUCCUUCAGGAAUGAAAACGCAGAGCCAGAGGUGAUGAGGUCCACCCUCAUGACAGGAGGGGUCCAGCGAGGUCCAGCCACCAACCCAUGGCUGGUGGAAGAGCCUGAGGAAACGAGGGGCCUCGGCUUUGUCGAGAUCCAGCAGCAGCAGCGGAGGGUCAUAGAAGAGCAGGAUGCCGGACUCGAUGCCCUCUCUUCCAUCUUGUCUCGGCAAAAACAGAUGGGGCAAGAAAUCGGAAACGAACUGGAAGAACAGAACGAAAUCAUCGAUGAUCUCGCCAGCUUGGUGGAAAACACCGACGACAAGCUGCGCAGCCAAACCAGGCGGGUGACGAUGGUCGACAAAAAGUCAACUUCCUGCGGGAUGAUGGUGGUGAUUGUGUUGCUGCUGAUUGCGAUUGUCGUCGUCGCUGUUUGGCCUGCCAAGUAGCCAGUGGAGAUGUCACGCGGCGGCGGCAUAUGAACAGCGCUCCCAAGACAAGGACUGCUCCGUUUUGUUGUCGUCGCUGUGUGGCCUGCCAAGCAGCAAGUGGAGAUAGCACUCGGCAGCAGCAAGUGAACAGCGCUCCCAAGAGAAGCACUGCUCCGUUUUGUUGUAGCUGGUUUCUGUGGACUUGACUGCAUCUGCCCCAUUGUGGGUACCCUGUCAGAUGCGCAUGUCAGGUGGAGGAUUUCCUUUUACACAAGUCUGUCUAGUUUGGGCUUUGUGUUUGCACAAAAGUGACUGGAAGAAGAUUGUGAUUAUGAAGAUAAUUAUUAAAUGCAAUUGAUUCCAAAGAA